AUGAGAAAGCCUUUGAUUCGGUCGAGACAUGGUCGGUUCUACAGUCCCUCCAGCGGGGCCAGAUUGACUACCAAAGUAUUGGAGUGUUUCUACACUGCAUCGGAAGAUGUAUUCAAACUCCUGGCUGGAAAAGAUAUAGUAAAAACAUCAAUGGCGAAUACAUCACCCAGUUUCGAUUUGCCGAUGACAGUAAUCAUGGCGAAAUUUCUGGAGGUAUUAAAUAUUAUGUUCAAUGACCUCAAUUAUGCUUUCCAACAAUUAGGUCUUAAUAUGAACAUGGAGAAGACUAAAACCAUGUCUAAUGUCUAUUUCAUACCUAUACCAGUUAUGAUUGAGAACACUACGCCUGAAGUUGUUCACGAGUAA
This is a messenger RNA of Galleria mellonella (greater wax moth), 366 nucleotides long. RefSeq lists its product as uncharacterized. The transcript has 2 exons. The coding region runs from base 1 to 366 and encodes 121 amino acids. Lineage: Eukaryota; Metazoa; Arthropoda; Insecta; Lepidoptera; Pyralidae. The record is from RefSeq and is a predicted model, not a curated record.